This is a messenger RNA of Aspergillus bombycis, 972 nucleotides long. It is a transcript of the gene flbD, whose product is annotated as putative MYB family conidiophore development protein FlbD. The coding region runs from base 1 to 972 and encodes 323 amino acids. Gene Ontology annotation, molecular function: DNA-binding transcription factor activity, RNA polymerase II-specific; RNA polymerase II cis-regulatory region sequence-specific DNA binding. Lineage: Eukaryota; Fungi; Ascomycota; Eurotiomycetes; Eurotiales; Aspergillaceae. Gene Ontology annotation, cellular component: nucleus. The record is from RefSeq and is a predicted model, not a curated record. Gene Ontology annotation, biological process: mitotic cell cycle; positive regulation of transcription by RNA polymerase II. The transcript has a single exon.
AUGGCACCUUCUCACCGCCGUGGACCUUGGGUCCCUGAAGAGGAUCAAUUGCUACUUCAGUUGGUUCGGGAACAAGGCCCCAACAACUGGGUGCGCAUUUCGCAGCACAUGCACUACCGGUCUCCCAAGCAAUGCCGGGAACGAUUCCACCAGAAUCUCAAGCCAUCUUUGAACCGCGAGCCUAUCUCCGCUGAUGAGGGUCUGAUGAUUGAGCGGAUGGUAAACGAAAUGGGCAAGCGGUGGGCCGAAAUUGCCCGACGACUCGGCAAUCGCAGCGACAACGCAGUAAAGAACUGGUGGAACGGCAGUAUGAACCGCAAGAGGAGAGGUCUCCCCACUUCAAGCACCACGCACAUCUCACGCACUUUCAAUGGUCGGAUUGAAGCCCCAUAUGCGCGCGCCUCCGUGUCUUUGAGCAGCCCGACCAGCCGCUCUCGCUUUACUUCUAUCUCGACCGAUAGACCUCUUACUUCCUGGUCGAGACGGGACUCCACCUCGACCGCUUCCCUUGACGGCCCUCGCCAACUGACGCCUAUCUACACUCUCCCCGCUCUCAACCGCCCGGUCGACACGCCUUUGACCUCGCCUGCUUACUCGGAGGUUUCUCAUACUCCCUCUCUUGAGCCACCAUCCAUGAUCUCAGACCACAACUCAGUUUCCUCCGCAUCCCCUAGAACCAUCUCAUCGCCACAGCUCCUGCCAUUCCCCGUGGACACCCGCCAACAAUACGGCGAGUUCCGCAAGCAGAGCUCAUUGGAUGACGUCUACAUCUAUCCAACCCCGAAGAAGCUGGACACUUUUGCCGAUCUGCCCUUCAAAUCUAGAUGGGUUUCGGACAACCAGCCUUGGAGCCAGCACUCAACCUCGUUGUCGCAGACUUGGCUCGUUGCCCCCGAAGAAUCCCGACCAGAGGCACCUAAAGCCGAAUCCCCACGUGAUUCGCGCAUGGGUCUCAGCAACCUGCUGAACUAA